Perca flavescens (yellow perch) is the source of this 1526-nucleotide messenger RNA. It is a transcript of the gene spint2, whose product is annotated as serine peptidase inhibitor, Kunitz type, 2. Gene Ontology annotation, molecular function: serine-type endopeptidase inhibitor activity. Lineage: Eukaryota; Metazoa; Chordata; Actinopteri; Perciformes; Percidae. The record is from RefSeq and is a predicted model, not a curated record. The transcript is spliced from 9 exons. The coding region runs from base 201 to 1421 and encodes 406 amino acids.
CACACACACACACACAUACACACACACACACAGACAGACAGACAGACAUAGAGAUACACAGACACACGUUCUGUUCGAGGUGUCUGUGGUACGUCAUGACGCAGCGGGGGAGGGACGUGGCCUCACCUGCCGCCCAGGUGAAUAUAUCUGCGCCAUCAGAAGCAGGAAGUGCUUUAGUUCCGUGUUGUCUCGUCUAGUUGAUGUCCAAGAUGAUGCCGCGCGUGUCUCUGCUGUUACUCUGCCUCCUGCUCGCUACCGGGCCGGCUCUGGCUCGGGACUGCGCCUGGGACCCGGAUGUAGACCCGGACCAGGCUCUGGACCCGGUGUCCCUGGCCUCCGGGCUGCUGCAGGGCCAGAACAACACUGUGGAGGGAUCGGACCCGCGGCUGUGCCGCGAGGCCUGCUGUCAGACCGCGGGCUGCGACCUGGCGCUGCUCGGCUUCCCCAUGGACGGACUGCCGCAGUGCAUGCUGGUUCAGUGCGUGCGCCAGGGCCGUGACAUGUGCGUGUAUCGACCCAGCACGCAGUUCAAGAUUUACCGCAAGAAAGUUCCGACAGACGCCGAGACAAAGAACCAGGAGGGCGGGGAGGAACUGCGCGUCGUCCCGCUGGUGGUGCUGGGAGAAACCAACCAGACAGACACCAUCCGGUGCCGGUUGCCGAUGAAGGUGGGUUCGUGCCGUGCAGCCUUCCCCAGGUUCUACUACGAUGUGACCAAUCAGAGCUGUCGAGGCUUCACCUACGGAGGCUGUGACGCCAACCAAAACCACUUUGAGUCCAGGGAGGAGUGUGAGGCUAGCUGCAGCGGAGUCACAGGUUCAGUUCUUCCCGAUGAGUCAACCCCUGCUCCUGAUCUUCCUCCCAAAGCUCGGCGCCUGGCCCCCUUCGACUCCAUGUCUGAUAAAGGUGUUGAGUCUGAAGCAGAUCCAGAGGCUAAGAAGACAGAAAAGGCCGCCGAUGACUUCGCUGAGCGCUGCGGGGCGGAGCCUGAUGGCGGUAACUGCAGAGCGGCGUUUAAGCACUGGUACUACAACAGCAAGACGGGAAGCUGUCAGACCUUCCUGUACGGAGGCUGCCAAGGAAAUAAGAACAACUACUUCACCGAGAAGGAGUGCAUCGCUGCCUGCACAGUCAAAGUGCUUCCCUCCUCCAAGAAAGAUGCUGCUGAUGAAGUUUUUGCAGAAUACAGAGAUAGCUGCAUGGUGACCUCUGACCCCGGGCCCUGCCGUGCUGCAUUCACCAUGUUCUACUACGACGCCAGCACCUCCUCCUGCCAGAUGUUCACGUAUGGAGGUUGUCGCGGCAACAACAACCGCUACGGCAGCGCAGAGGAGUGCCUGAGCCGCUGCAGCGACGCUUCCUUUGACGCUCAUGGAAACCCUCGCAAACACCUGACUACAGGUGAGUUUCUCCUCAGAUAGUAACACGUGACUACAGGUGAGUUUCUCCUCAGAUAGUAACACCUGACUACAGGUGAGUUUCUCCUCAGAUAGUAACACCUGACUACAGGUGAGUUUCUCCUCAGA